CUCCAAGAAGAUAAACUUUCUUCACUUAACCCUGCAAGAUAGACUGAAACCAAUUUGCUAAUUGUCACUGUUAUGUUUCCUUCCCAAAGCAAUGGAGAACAUCACUAGAGCAAAUGAGUUUCUUUUGCUGGGACUGACCUGUAUUCAGGAGCUGCAGCCAGUAAUCUUCACGGUAUUCCUCGUUCUAUACCUGAUAAUUCUAUUUGGAAAUGGGGCCAUACUAGUGAUUGUUAUCUCAGAGCCAAGACUCCACUCCCCUAUGUAUUUUUUCCUGGGAAACCUUUCUUGUCUUGAUAUCUGCUAUUCCUCAGUGACACUGCCCAAGCUCAUGUCGAACCUCCUUUCCACUCGAAAGGCUAUCUCCUUCCCAGGCUGCAUCACCCAGCUACACUUCUUUCACUUCCUGGGCUGCACCGAGACCAUGUUGCUGACCAUCAUGGCCUUUGACCGAUUUGUGGCCAUUUGCUACCCACUCCGCUACAAGGUCAUCAUGAGCCCCCAGGUGUGCAUUCUGCUGGCAGGUGUGGCCUGGCUCACCAGCUUGUUUUACGCCCUGAUACAUUCAGUCAUGACUGCACGCCUGAACUUUUGUGGCUCUCAGAAGCUCAACUACUUCUUCUGUGAUGUCAAGCCUCUCUUGGAAUUGGCUUGUGGUGAUAAGCAGCUCAAUCAGUGGCUCAUUUUCAUUGUCACUUGCAGCCUAGCCAUGGCAGCUUGCUUCCUGACCCUCCUCUCCUACUUUUACAUUAUUGGCUUCCUUGUGUUCAAGCACCGGUCCUUCAGUGCACUCCACAAGGCUCUGCCCACUUGUGCCUCCCAUUUCAUGGUGGUUUGUCUCUUCUAUGGAACUGUGGGCCUUACCUACAUUCCCCCUACCUCCACCACCUCUGUGAUAAAGGGACGGUUUGUGGCUGUCAUACACACUACCAUUACCCCAGUGCUGAAUCCACUGAUAUACACGCUUAGGAAUAAGGAAGUGACAUUGGCUCUGAGGAAACUCUUUGGGAGGAAGCUGUUCUCUAAGGAUGGCUGGUGGCAAAACUAG
Molecule: messenger RNA, 1045 nt
Organism: Loxodonta africana (African savanna elephant)
Lineage: Eukaryota; Metazoa; Chordata; Mammalia; Proboscidea; Elephantidae
Product: olfactory receptor 12D3-like
Exons: 1
Coding region: 92-1045 (317 amino acids)
Biological process (GO): G protein-coupled receptor signaling pathway
Cellular component (GO): membrane
Molecular function (GO): olfactory receptor activity; G protein-coupled receptor activity; odorant binding
Source: RefSeq, a predicted model, not a curated record